Molecule: messenger RNA, 1809 nt
Organism: Talaromyces marneffei
Lineage: Eukaryota; Fungi; Ascomycota; Eurotiomycetes; Eurotiales; Trichocomaceae
Exons: 6
Coding region: 1-1809 (602 amino acids)
Source: RefSeq, a predicted model, not a curated record
AUGCCACGGUCGUCAUUUCUUUCCUUCAGGACCUACUCAACCCGUAGGCAAUCACGGACUGAUACACCUGCCAAUGCCCCUCAUAUCAUCCCAUGGCUAGCUAGUCCUCUCGACCAGAAAAGUGUGAGAUCACCUCGUUUAUGUCAGCGCGCCGAUGCCAGUCCUAUCGAGUUGUUCUACGAUGUGUUUCUAGUCGCCAACCUCGCCACAUUCUCUGCCACUCACGAAAUAAACAAUGUCACAGCGGUGUGGUCAUAUGUCGGAUUCGUGGGCAUCAUAUGGUUCACAUGGCUCCAGGUCACCCUCUUGGAUCUACGAUUUUCCCGUGACUCAAUCUUCGAGCGCACCUGCAAGGUUGUCCAAUUGUCCGCUAUGAUUGGGUUUGCUUCAGCUGGUUCACGGUUCUCGUCACAGAUCAAAGACGAGAAUGUCUGGGCUUUCAAAUCUCUAUCUAUACUGCUUUCUGGAAGCCGCUUCAUGCUUGCAUUGCAAUACACAAUCAAUCUUUGGUUCAUUCGUGAAAAAUUGCGUGCCACCGGGAGAGGCAUGUUUGUUAUUAUCGGAGUGCAUACCGUCACCGGGAUUUCAUACUUGAUAAUGUUCCGAACAUUCAAACCAAGCGAGCCCCAUAUCUGGAUAGUCUGGUUUGGUCUCUUUGUUUUUGAGUCGGUAAUGGUAAUCACCAUCUCAAAUUAUACACCCGGCAUUGAGCUUGACGACACUCACCUCACGACUCGUAUGGGAUUAUUGACUUUGAUUAUCAUCGGCGAACAUGUGAUUUCUGUGACCAGAAUCGUGAACAAGAUGAUUGCAGGCGGCGGUUGGACAUUUGCUUCACUAUUGCAUGUUAUGGGUGUCGUGACAACGGUGUAUCUUCUCUGGCAUUCAUACUACGAUAUUUCUCCACGACAGUCUUAUGGAAAAUUAAGACAACAGAUCUGGACUCACCUACAUUUUCCAUUCCAUAUGUGCAUAAUUCUUUCUUCCGAAGCAUGUCAAAUUCUAGCCCUAGCUUUGGAUAUCUCACUCAAGCUGCGAUACUUGCUUGAGACUUCCAAUUUUGUAUGCGAAGAACCACGGCCAACUAUGGCUGCUGCGCUCAAUCUGCUUAACCGCACAAUUACGGAUAUGGAAAUUGAUUAUACCAGGGCUCCUCAUGAACAAGAAGCUAUACACGGCGUGUUUGGAUCUCUAUGGAAUCAAACAAACAUCUGUUCGAGCACGAAUACCACUGGAGCCAAGGCGUACGGUAUCCAAGAGGAGCAAGGCCGAUUUCUUACAGGAAAUGUGACAGUUGCUCUUUUCUCAAGCAUGGGCAUCACGCUUGAAGACCCAGGUUCCACUAGCUCCGAGGGAAUGCAGUACGUGAAACUAUACCUGGGACUCUUGGCCUUUGUUUACGUGUAUUACUUCGUCACCGUGGGCCUAGCAAUGCUGCACUUCGCUAUCUUUGCGAUGUUGACAAGCCGACAUCCCAGACCUUGGUUCAAUGCAAUAGCUGUGGGCUUUCGACUUAUCUGUGCUGUCAUACUCAUAUCUCAGAUUGCCUUUGGGAAGAACUUCGACUUGACGUAUAAAUAUAUGACACAUCCUAUCAUUCUGUAUACAUUCUCUCUGACAAUGCUAGCUGUCCUACUCGUCGAUCGCCUACUCGAUAUACUCGCAACUUCUGACUGGUCAAAGGGGGAUGUAAGCCGGCAAAUUAGCACGCGCAGUACUGCACCGAUGUUAUCACACGAUCAGGAAGCUAACAAACAACCACUCAACAUGGAUGAAGGAGACUCCAUCUGCAGCUAUGAAAGAGAAUGA